CCGGGCGUAUUGGAGUACAAGGAUUUCUUCGACGAUGACCUGGCCAUGUACAUAGUCAUGGAGUUUGUCGACGGAGACGACCUCAGCGGCUACAUGGCACACUUCUCGAGCAGUGGCAGGGGACUAUCUGAGAGUCUGUGUAUAGAAAUAUACAAACCUUUAUUAGACGCCAUCAGCUAUUUGCAUGACCGCGAUAUUGCCCAUAGAGAUAUCAAG
Sphaeroforma arctica JP610 is the source of this 216-nucleotide messenger RNA. RefSeq lists its product as hypothetical. The annotation marks the transcript as partial. Gene Ontology annotation, cellular component: cytoplasm. Gene Ontology annotation, molecular function: ATP binding; protein serine/threonine kinase activity. Gene Ontology annotation, biological process: protein phosphorylation. Lineage: Eukaryota; Ichthyosporea; Ichthyophonida. The transcript has a single exon. The record is from RefSeq and is a predicted model, not a curated record.